UUUAACAGGGGAAGAAAAAGGAAAGAUUCAAAUUCAAACUUGCCAUUCGGCUCCGGCGAGAGCUUUUUCCCUCCACAUCCCACCAGAUCUCUCUCAGUCUCUCAGACCCAAACCCUGCUCGGCGAAAUGGCGGCGAGCGGCAGCAAUCAGCUCUCCACGCCGUCCAAGACUCCUCACUCCAGAAAACACCAUCUCCACCACCACAGCUCCUCCUCUUCGUCGUCUAGAUUCGAAGCAUACAACCGCUUGCAAGCAGCAGCGGUAGCAUUCGGCGAGAAACUCCCCAUCCCGGAGAUCGUAGCCAUCGGCGGCCAAUCUGACGGCAAGAGCUCCCUUCUGGAAGCGCUCCUCGGUUUCCGCUUCAAUGUCCGCGAGGUGGAGAUGGGUACACGCAGACCACUUAUUCUCCAGAUGGUCCAUGACCCUACCGCCCUAGAGCCCCGCUGCCGUUUUCAGGAAGAGGAUUCCGAGGAAUAUGGCAGUCCUGUUCUUUCUGGACCUGCAAUUGCGGAUGUUAUAAAGUUGCGGACGGAGGCACUUUUGAAGAUCACAAAAGCUGCGGUUUCUGCUAAGCCACUUGUGAUGAGGGCUGAGUAUGCGCAUUGCCCCAAUCUCACCAUCAUAGAUACCCCUGGCUUUGUCCUUAAGGCAAAGAAAGGAGAACCAGAGAACACACCAGAUGAAAUCCUUUCCAUGGUCAAGUCAUUGGCGAGCCCUCCACAUCGGAUCCUCCUGUUCCUUCAACAGAGUAGUGUUGAGUGGUGUUCAUCAUUGUGGUUGGAUGCAAUUCGCGAAAUCGAUCCCACUUUCAGAAGAACCGUGAUUGUUGUUUCCAAAUUCGACAAUCGUCUCAAGGAGUUCACUGAUCGUUGGGAAGUAGAUCGCUACUUGAGUGCAAGUGGGUACCUUGGAGAGAAUUGUCGCCCAUAUUUUGUUGCCCUCCCGAAGGACAGAAGUACCGUCUCUAAUGAUGAGUUCCGCAGGCAAAUAUCUCAUGUAGACUCUGAAAUCCUGGGUCAUUUGCGUGAUGGUGUCAAUGGAGGAUUCGAUGAAGAGAAGUUUGGGACACAUAUUGGCUUCAGUAGCCUGAGGGACUUUUUGGAGUCAGAACUUCAAAAGAGAUACAAAGAUGCAGCACCAGCUACUCUAGCUUUGCUUGAGCAGCGCUGCAGUGAAGUUGGCAUAGAGCUGGCUAGGAUGGACUCCAAAAUUGAAGCUACAUCUGAUGUUGCUCAUCUUCGCAGAUCUGCUAUGUUGUAUGCAGCUUCUCUUAGUAAUCAUUUGAGAUCACUGAUUGAUGGAGCAGCAGAUCCUGCCCCGGAGCAGUGGGGCAAGACAACGCAAGAAGAACAAUCAGAGAGUGGUCUGGGUAGUUGGCCCGGUGUAGCAGUGAAUAUAAGACCUCCUAAUGCCUCUCUAAAGCUUUAUGGAGGAGCAGCUUUUGAGAGAGUGAUGCAUGAAUUCAGGUGUGCCGCAUAUUCCAUUGAAUGCCCUCCAGUCUCUAGGGAAAAGGUAGCCAACAUAUUAUUAGCUCAUGCUGGCCGUGGUGGUAACAAAGGUGUAGUAGAAGCUUCAGCCGAAAUAGCUCGUUCUGCUGCUCGCUCAUGGCUCGCUCCCCUUCUUGACACAGCAUGCGAUCGUCUGGCUUUUGUUUUGGGGAAUCUCUUUGAUAUUGCCCUGGAAAGAAACCAUUUUCGUGAACUAGAGUAUGGGAAGAGAAAUGGAAACAUGGAAGGCUAUGUCGGUUUUCAUGCUGCACUGAGGCGAGCUUACAACCAAUUCAUAAGGAACCUUACUCAGCAGAGCAAGCAAUUGAUCAGACAUCACCUUGAUUCAGUUACAAGCCCAUAUUCAGAAGUCUGUUAUGAGACUGACUUCCACGGAGGCUUUGGUUCAAGUUCCUUGAAAUUCGGCCAAGCCUCUACUAGCGUUCCAUUUUGCUUGGAACUAUCAAACGGUGGGGGCUUGUGCCGCAACAAUGAAGAGAAAAGGGACCAAGAGAACAUCCCUCCAGAAAAGAGUAAUGCACAAGAAACCACCCCAGGGAAAGGCGGCGGCGAAACAAGAGAAGGUCUGAAAGAAAGCCAAAUGACUGUGCCUGAGACGCCCUCUCCUGAUAUGCCAUGUGAGGUUGUGAAGAAGGAACAUGGUAACUAUGUCGAGCUUGGACCCAGAAAGCGGAUUUCAAGAUUGAACGGAAAUGGCAGAAACCAUGAGCUCGUGAGACUUCAAAAUGGCGACAGCCGACUUCUGGUCUUCGGAAAUAAUGGGGAUACGGGCACGAGGGCAGGCAGCUCGGCGUACUCGGACAUUUGCUCCUACGCUGCCCAGCAUUUUGCACGAAUGCGUGAAGUUCUGCUUGAAAGGAGCGUGACAUCGACUUUGAACUCCGGCUUUUUGACUCCCUGCCGAGACGAGCUGGUAGUGACGCUUGGACUGGAGUUGUUUGCUGCAACAGACGACAAGUUCAUGGAGAUGUUCGUGGCGCCUGGUGCCAUUGACGUGCUGACGAACGAACGGCAGUCGCUUCAGAAGAGACAGAAGACACUCCAAUCUUGUUUGACUGAGUUCAAGACCAUAUCCCAGACACUGUGAUUGGGAACUUGAGCAAAAAAGGGCACACUUGGCUGGAAGGUGUUGUGGCUGGCGGUCAGAUUCUGGUCAGUUGUUGCUGCCGUGGUUAUCUCAUCCACACAAGAGGCAGAGUCACCGUUCUCCUUGCUGUCUGUAAUCACUCUCUCUGUAUGUCAAACCUUAAAAAACCCAAGACUGAUUGUAUUACUUUCAUUGGGAAAAAGGUGGCCGAGCUCGUGCUUUUGCCCUGUUCAAGGUUGUCAACUCGGUUUAGCACGUUGGUCCGGUUGAAUAAGUGGGUUAAGGGUUA
Linum trigynum is the source of this 2884-nucleotide messenger RNA. The record is from the annotation of a GenBank genome assembly. NCBI's taxonomy places the organism in Eukaryota, Viridiplantae, Streptophyta, Magnoliopsida, Malpighiales, Linaceae.